CCUGCCACAUCAGCCAUAAACGAAAAUUAGGCUUCCAAGUCAGCAUCACUAAAUGACAAACUUUCCGGUUUUUUCUUUCAAAUCCCCUCAAAAAUAGCAACCCUUCGGCAAAAAAAAAGUAUAAUUGUUAAUUGUAACCGCUUAGAAGUUGCAAACCUGGGAGAAUAAAUUGUUAUUACAAAUUAGUAUGUCCCUCCAAUUUUUAUUCAUUCUUUGCUUCUGAAAAUAGGAUUUGAACCAGAGUUUUGUGUAGUACAUUGAGAAAGAAAGGACCCUUUAUCCAAAAUUUUAAAUUUGUUUUUGCGUUAAUUUUAUUUUUUUGUAUAUUUGUGGAUGUUCAAAAAUACUAUAGUACAAUGAUAUAAUAUAUCGAGUAUUUCAUUUAUAGUCGAAGUUUAUGGUUUAUAUCGUAUAAAUUAAUCAUUCUAAUUGUUUUGGUUGAGAGUUAGUUCAAAUAUAAUGUUUAAUAUCGAAUUACCAUAAGCUAAUAAAUAUUGCAUGUUUGGUUAGAAUAUUAGUCUACAUUAGAUUGAACUAUCAUAAACUACCAAAUUACAUGUAAAAAUUUCAAUACAUUUAAAUAAAUGUGCUACAAAUAUUAUAAAUUUUAUGUUUGCUGCCUGCCCAACGGGCAGGGUCUAAGCUAGUUAGUUAUUACCCUUUUCAUUUUCUCGGUCUACACACUUGUGUGCGCUGAAACUUCCUCCGAUUACUUAUUUCUAUAUUUAUUUCCCUUUUUCUAUUAUAUUCAUUGAUUUUCUCUUCAAUUCUAUCGAUCCGGCUUUCUAACACGUUGUUGUUUGGUUGGUGGAUGUUAGACCGCCCCGUCCCUCCGUCCGAAAAAGCCUUUUAUACAAAUCAACUACCCCAAGUAUCAAUUGGAGUUUGUUCUUACUGGUCUUCUUCUUGUUCUUCUUCCACUUCUUCCCUCCGUCGCGAAUUUCGGUGACGGAUCCGGCGGUUCAUGGCGGCCGCUAAGUUUCUGGUGUUCUCGCUCUUCCUCGCCCUACUUCUCUCCACUGCCUGGGCGGACGCCUCGGCCGACAGCGACGUCGAUGUCGCUGUGCCGGCGAGUCAAGUCACUGGAUCUACAGACCUCGAGUCCUCCGCUCUGAAGAUCGAACUCGACCAACUCACGUCCAAGAUCCAAUCCCUUGAGUCCCAGAUCGAUAAGAAGACAAGGGAAUUGAAGGAGAAAGAUGAGAAAUUAGCUGAGAAGGAGAAGCUCAUCAAAGAUAAAGCAGACAGCAUUGGAACCUUGCAGAGUGAAAUAUCAUCCCUUCAGGAAAAAGGGAAGUUGGAUGAUUCUGAACAGCUGAACAAGGCCAAUGAACGAGCUGCAGAUUUGCAGAAGCAGUUUGAUACACUUAGAAAUGAAUUUGAAGCACAAAAUGCUGAGAAAGAGGCUCUGGGGACCAAAGCUAGUGAGGCUGAAAGGAAGAUUGAUGAGCUGAACUCUAGGCUAAAAAAUCUUCAAAAGAUUAGUGAUGACCAAAAGAGCAAAAUCCGUAAAACAGAGCGUGCUCUUAAAGUGGCUGAGGAAGAAAUGCUGAAGGCAAAGGUGGAGGCCAGCUCGAGAACUAAAGAGUUGAUGGAGGUUCAUGGUGCCUGGCUUCCUCCAUGGCUUGCUGUGCAAUUAGUUCGUUUUCAGUCUUUGGCACAGAAACAUUGGAAUGACCAUGGCAAGCCUAGACUGGAAAUUGUAGUCCAAAAGGCCCAGGAGAACAAGAUUAAGGCAGCAAAGUGGGCUGAGCCACACCUGGAGACAGUUAAAACUAAAUGGAUCCCAACUGCGAAGGAUCAGUGGGUGGUGGUAACAACUCAGGUUAAACCACAUGUGCGGUCACUAAGUGCUAAAACUGUUGAAGCUUACGAGACCUCAAAGACUUCAAUUACAGCUCACUUAGUUCAAGUACAAGAGAUAGUGGACCCCUACUUUCAGGAAGCUAAGAAGUUUAGUAAGCCAUAUAUCGAUCAAGUUGCCACCAUUACCAAACCCCAUGUCGACAAAAUUCGGGUUGUCGUUAAACCAUACACAAAGAAAGUAGUUCGGGCAUAUGGGAAGUUCCUGAAGUCAGCUACUACCUAUCAUGAGCAGGUGCAAGGAACUGUUCAAGAUACCCUGAAAAGGCAUGAGUUGACAGAAGCUCUCGCAACUAAAGAAUUCGUCUGGUUUGUGGCAUCAGCAAUAUUAGCCCUGCCUAUCAUUCUCCUGUCCAGAGUCUUCUCAGCUGUUUUCUGCAAGAAAUCCAAGAGACCAACUAGAAGUGCCCAUUCUAGCCACUCCCGCCGGAAGGGUAAAAGGGUUCAUUCAGAAAAGUGAAAUGGCUGAAGGUCGCCUUUUGGUGCCUCCUGGCUCCUGUCAUGACACGUUCGAGGUGUGCUUGAUCAUAGUUAGUGCGCUGCUGUGAUGAUCAAUAAGCUACCGUUUUUGGUUCAUCUAACCCUUCUGACUUCCCGUCCUGCAGAUGUCACUAGCUCUCUUCCUGACUAGUUUUCGUUGUUCGGUGGAAAUCUUCGAGCUUGUGGGUGAAACUUCAAGAUCGUGACGAGGCUCUGGAUCUCCUUUAGUUUUUUAAUAAUGUUUGUUGCCAAUGCCAGUAUGUGAGAAAGUGUGUAGAAGAACGAACACCCCAGUUUCAACAACACAAUAGAUGCAGCAGAUCUUCUGUACCGAUAAGAUUUAGAGCGAUGUAUUUUAUGGGGGCUAGAGAUGUAGUUGUCAGUUGUCACACAUUGUAUUUCUUUGUUUUGCGCGGAUAGGUGGUAAUAUUUCAUUCACAAAGUUAAAAAUAGCUUUGCUUCAAUGUGUUGUGGUAACAUGACUUGUUAUGAGACGUCUUGUUUGUGUACACUUCCUUCGACAUGAAUGCCAAGAGGGAAGCAAAUAUUAUACCCGAAUGUACUUGCAGUUCGGUCUCGAUUAUACGAACCCUUUCGAUCCUUUACUGCAUCCACAUAGCUAGAGUUGUUAGCUAGAGAAGAAGGGCAGCCUGAUUCAGGUGUUCCUUCCAGCCAAGGGUUUCUUGCUGGGCUACUCCAAUUUCAAGGUAAAACUAUGAUGGAAAGUACAGCUUUGGAUCCAGAUUAGCAGUGAAGCAAGAACUCCCUCUCUCACUCACUCAAUGUUUGGUUACUGCUUCUGCCUGAUAAAUUUUACUUCUUUUCUGGAGUUGCCAAGCGUACUAAAAUUGAAGUUCUGAAUGAAAUAGGUUUGACCAAUAUAUCUUCAAGUUCAAG
Molecule: messenger RNA, 3240 nt
Organism: Linum trigynum
Lineage: Eukaryota; Viridiplantae; Streptophyta; Magnoliopsida; Malpighiales; Linaceae
Source: the annotation of a GenBank genome assembly